Molecule: messenger RNA, 1314 nt
Organism: Salvia splendens (bonfire salvia)
Lineage: Eukaryota; Viridiplantae; Streptophyta; Magnoliopsida; Lamiales; Lamiaceae
Product: sarcoplasmic reticulum histidine-rich calcium-binding protein
Exons: 3
Coding region: 232-1119 (295 amino acids)
Source: RefSeq, a predicted model, not a curated record
AUAGUGUCUGAAAUUUGAAUUCGGGAACGUUCUACAGAAAGAAAAGGUCAAUCAGCUCACGAGAUUAGUCAAGAACAUCAGCUCCUCCUCCAAUUUCAUCUUGAUCUGUUUUUCUUUUCAGUUGAGGGCGGAUAGGUGGUCUUACUCUUGGGCUUUUGUAAUUUCCGUUGGUUGUCACAAGAUGCACUUCUGGUCGUCGUCAUCAUACCAAAUGCAGCAAGACUUGUGUUUAUGGAUGCCAAGAAAUUUAUGCUGCUUGUCGAGGAGAAGAAAAAGAGAGUUUUGGCGAAGAAGGAAGCACCCCUGAAAUGGGAACAAAAGCUCGAAGCUGCUGCAAAGGCACGGGCCGAUGCUGAAGCCAAGGCGAGGAUGGCAAAAGCUGCCAAGCACAAGGGAAGGUCUACAUCAGUGUCUGAUACCGACAGUGAUAGUGAUCGUAGUGAGGAGAGAAAGAGGACUAGGAAGUCCCACAAGAAGCGAAGAAGGCACAGCCAUUCGGAUUCUGACCAUGAGAAGAGGAAGAAUAGGAAAUCCAAGAGGAAGCCAAAGAGACGAUUGUAUGAUUCUGAUGAUGAAAGCAGCGAUGGGUAUGAUUUGGAGGAGGAGAAGAGGAAGGAUAGGAAAUUGGGGAAGAAGCCAAAGCGAUCGGAUGAUGACAGCAGUGAUGGAUGUAGCAGUGACUUCGGAGAGAAAAGGAGGCGGCAUGGCCACAGGAAACGCAGGCAUGAUUCACACUCAGCUUCAAGUUCUGAUUCCGACAGUGACGAGGAUGGUCAUGCUGUUCGAAGAAAAAGCAAUAGAAAGCCUCAUAAACAUCACCACCACCACCAUCAUCAUCAUGGACGAGCGCGUGAUUCUGAUUGGAGUGAGGAGGAGACGGGCAGAAGGGAACAGCGUAAUAAGCACGGCAAGUCUGAUUCUGAUAGGCACCGGUUGGGUAGGAGGAGCAUAUCUCUGGGGAGAUCAUCUGAUGAUGAUAACAGAAAAGGCGACCACCAUGAUCACAUUAAUGGUCGCCAACGGUCACAUGAGCUGAUGAUACCCAACAAAGAUGAGGCCUUGCAGCGUAUUGAAGAUAAUAGUGCACCUGAAAAUGCCAAUAUAAAUGGCCAAGAUUAGAUGUUAUGGAAAGCCAUAGAAACAACUGUUCAUUUGCUUUAGUUUUCUUGAUAAUUUAUUGUGCUGGGCUAGCACGAAACUUCCAUGGUCAUUGAUUCUUAGAAUGUUUGUAUCUUGACUACUUUUAAAUUGAAUUGUCAUCUGCUUUGGAACCUUGCAUUCAUUUGUUAUAAAUUUGACUACGAUCUUUCUCGA